Symbiodinium sp. CCMP2456 is the source of this 1125-nucleotide messenger RNA. The record is from the annotation of a GenBank genome assembly. Lineage: Eukaryota; Dinophyceae; Suessiales; Symbiodiniaceae.
AUGUGCCGUUCAAAAGAGGCUUGGGAACAUUUCAUCUUCGUACCUUGCUUGCCGAAGUCAGUCACCAGGGCAGCCAAAAGAAGCGGGUUUCUGCAGUGCAGCACCAUCUCUUGCCGCUCCACGGAGAAGUCCUCGUACACUUUCGAGGAUGCUGCACUCGCCCUGGGCCUGACGGCCGGCCUUGGCGCAGCCGCCGCGAGCACGGCCUUAGCGCCGGGGGCUGCGCUGCUGAAGAUGGCCAUGAUGGUCCCAACGCCGCCACCGCCAUCACUCGCACCGCCAGCACCUCCACUUGCGGCUGCAACACAGGGCCGGACAAACGCCCUAAUUCCAGCACAACCGCCGCCCGGGCCACCGCAGUUCAGCCUCCUUGAUGCUUUGCUCCCGAACUUCAAUACCGAUACCUUCAUCUGGCGGGUGUCAAUGCUGCAGAUCACGGAGUACAUCGGCUCCCUCUUGCUCGGAAGCGCUUACGGGUCUCCGAAGCUUUGCUCGUUGUACCUGCUGGGCGCCUCCUGGGGCCCAGCCAUUGCUCAGGGAGCAGUUUGGCGGCUGAUGCUGCCGAUGAUGCUGCAUGCAAAUGCACUGCACAUCUUCUUCAACCUCUUCUUCCAGAUGCGCAUCGGCUUUGGGAUGGAGAAGCAAUUCGGGCGGCGGAAGUUCUGCCUCCUCUACAUGUUCUGUGGCUUCCUUGGCAACCUGAUCUCCGUAGCUGUCGACCCAAUGAAGCUGGCGGUGGGAGCGUCGACCAGUGGCUUCGGGCUUCUGGGAGUUUGGGCAGCAGAGGUUCUCUUGACAUGGGACCUGCUGGGUGAGAGCCGUUCCAGGGUGUUCUUGUGGUUCGCGUUCAUGGUUACAAGCUGCAUCAUGAUGUCCACCAUCUCUCCCAAUGUGGAUUUCGUUGGGCACUUCGCCGGGAUGCUUGCUGGCUUCCUCCUUGCCAUCAUCCUUGCAGACAUGCAGGAGGAGCAUCAACCGGCAUGGUACGACAAGGCCAAGAUGACGGCCAAGAAUAUCACGGCGCUGAUCGUCAUCGCUUCGCUCGUUCGGGCGAUCACCCUGGGCCCAGAUGGGCCCAUCCCCUACUGCGGGACCAUCUUUCAUCCGCGCCGCUUGCCCUUCUGA